UGUUCAUCUCAAAAUUAUUUUCAUCCUCGUUGGAGUCACAGGUCAGUCACAGGGGUGAUGCUAAAAUUGUUUUUAAAUGUGUUUAUUAAUCUUUGUGCUCCUCAUGUCAGAUGAUAAUGACCACAAUUAAAUGAGCCUUGUAAUAACCUACCCAGUGUUUAAUUCAUAAAUUGUGAAGCCAACGAUAAUUUGAUAUGAAUAUCUAUGACUUGCAGGCAAAAGGAAGAAAGAUUAUGGUUGCUGAGUGUAUCUGUUAAAAUACUGUAUUGUGUUCUUGUUGCAGGAGUUCACAGUGUAAUCACAGUCAGUAAAGUGUCAGUGAAGGCAGGAGAUUCAAUCACCAUCCCAUGUCGCUAUGGCUCAGAAUACAUGGACCAUGUGAAAUACUUGUGUAAAGGAUCUCACUGGAAGUUCUGUUCAUAUGCAGUUAAAACAAACCAACCACGUAGUUCAGGAAAGUUUUCAAUCUCUGACGACAAAAAACAGAGAAUCUUCACUGUGACUAUAAAAGAUCUGACGAAUACAGACACUGAUUACUGGUGUAUUGUGGAGAUUAAUGGAGGGGCAGAUGAUGGACAGUAUUUUCACCUGUCCAUCACCACAGAUACACCCAGCCUCUCUGUGGAUCAUCAGGAGAUUACAGGAUUUAUUGGAGAGAGUAUAAACAUCAGUUGUUACUAUAGAAACUCUGGACAAAGCGGGUUGUGCAGGUUGGGCAAGAACUGUGUGACAGGGUCAUCAGGAUCAAUAGAUGGAACAAGUGUGACCAUCAGUGCGACAGUCCCCAAUGUUUUCACUGUGACUAUGAAUGGACUGAAGACAGAGAGCAGCGGCUGGUAUUACUGUGUUAAAGGAGAAUUACAGAUGCCAGUUCAUGUCACUGUUACUGAGAGACCUACUACCUCCACACUUGCAACAAGAGGCUCAACCACCUUAUCACCCAUUGAUCCCGUUAUUCCAGAGCGCAGUGCUUCAAUUAACCUAAAGAGCCUCAUCAUCCCUCUGAGUGUGUUGAUCUUCAUUGUAAUAGUAUCCUUGUUCAUCUGGUUUAUGAUGAAAAAGCACAAGCAAAGCAACGCAAAGUCAUCAGCCAUGACAAUGGCUGAAGAGGGAGUAACAUACUGUAACGUUGGGUACAAGAGAGAAACUUCAGGCCAGAGAUCACAUGCUGAAAGUGACAUGGAUGUGAUGUACGACACUGUGGUUACCAUAAAACAACAAACAGCGAAAAGGGUUGAAGCGCAACAUAAUGAUGUUACAUACAGUACUUUGGCUCCGACCAGAUCAGUCAAUUAGUAGACAGUUUAUUUUUUUAAGACUACGGUGUUGCAAUUUGUUGUCUGCUGUUAUCAUUUUUGUGAUGAAACUACUUCCUUCAUUUUUGUCACUUUUUAAAAAAUUCUUCUGCAUAGCUGCAAAAUGUUACAACUACGCAUUGACCUAUUCGUUUGCCUAAUACUCAGCAAGACCAGCGACAACAUGUAUCUUGGUUUCAUUGUACUUUUUGUUAGAUGCAAAGCUCACAUUAAUACAUAUUCUUUUCUAUACUAAUCUUAUAAAAUACAACUGACUGUGGCCAAAAGCACAAGCUUGUUACAAAUGUUACAAUAAAAGUAAGAAGAGAAAAAAAACCUAUCAAAAGUCAUAUAUUGAAUACAAGUAAGAUGUACCACAACAGAUGCAUAAAUAAGAAGUGUGAAAGUGGAAUGAUGUUUUCGUUUGACUUUUAGAAAAACAUUAAAAAAAAUCUUAUUAUUCAACUGUAACUACCUCCAUAUUUUAAAUAAAUGAACACAUUUCAGUCCAUA
This is a messenger RNA of Seriola aureovittata, 1808 nucleotides long. Its product is annotated as CMRF35-like molecule 8. The transcript is spliced from 8 exons. Gene Ontology annotation, cellular component: plasma membrane. NCBI's taxonomy places the organism in Eukaryota, Metazoa, Chordata, Actinopteri, Carangiformes, Carangidae. The record is from RefSeq and is a predicted model, not a curated record. Gene Ontology annotation, molecular function: transmembrane signaling receptor activity. Bases 205 to 1296 code for a protein of 363 amino acids.